Talpa occidentalis (Iberian mole) is the source of this 1198-nucleotide messenger RNA. It is a transcript of the gene GDF3, whose product is annotated as growth differentiation factor 3. The record is from RefSeq and is a predicted model, not a curated record. Gene Ontology annotation, biological process: SMAD protein signal transduction; BMP signaling pathway. Lineage: Eukaryota; Metazoa; Chordata; Mammalia; Eulipotyphla; Talpidae. The coding region runs from base 46 to 1137 and encodes 363 amino acids. Gene Ontology annotation, molecular function: growth factor activity; cytokine activity. The transcript is spliced from 2 exons. Gene Ontology annotation, cellular component: extracellular region.
GCUCCCUUCAGCGGGAUUAGCCAGCUUUGUCUCAGCUCAGAGGCCAUGCUUCUGUCCCAGACAGUCUUCCUUCUCUGCCUCCUGUUAACUCUGGCCUUGGUCCAGACGUCCCAGUUCCAAGAACAUUUCCUUCAGUUUCUGGGCUUAGAUAAGGUGCCUUCUCCCCAGAAAUUUCAACCUGUGCCUUAUUUCUUGAAGAAAAUGUUUCAGGAUCAAGAGGCAGCAGCCACCAUUGGGGUUCCCCAAGACUUAUGCUACGUAAAGGAACUGGGUGUCCGUGGGAAUGUACUCCGACUUUUCCCUGAUCAAGGUUUCUUUCUGUACUCUAAACCUCCCCAAGUCUCCUCCUGCCUGCAGAAGCUCCUCUAUUUUAACCUGUCAGCCAUCGAAGAGAAGGAGCAGUUAACAGUGGCCCGGCUGGGCUUGGACUUGGGGCCCAACACCUACUACAACCUACACCCAGAGCUGGAGUUGGCUUUGUCCCUUGUCGGGGAGCCUCAUGUGUGGGGUCCAUCCAUCCCACCAUCAGGUCGAAUGUUAAUCCUGCAGUCAGUACCAUGGCCUCAAGGCGCUCUUCACUUUAACCUGCUGAGUGUGCUUAAGAAUUGGAAGAACAACUCCCUGAAGAACUUAGGUUUAUUCCUGGAGAUACUGAUCAAGGGAAAUCAAGGUUCAGAGAGGAAUUUUCAGCAUGACGACACCUGUUCUAGACUGAGAACUUCCCUGAAUGCUCACCUGCUGAUGGUAACCCUCAACCCUGAGCAGUGUCACCCUGCUUUCCGAAAAAAGAGAGCAGCCCCCUCUGUCCCUAUGACUUCCUAUAAGAAUCUCUGCCAUCGUCACCAGCUCUUCAUCAACUUCCAGGACCUGGGCUGGGACAAGUGGAUCAUUGCCCCCAAGGGCUUCAUGGCAAAUUACUGUCACGGAAACUGUCCUUUCUCACUGACCACCUCCCUCAACAGUUCCAAUUAUGCUUUCAUGCAAGCACUGAUGCAUGCAGUCGAACCAGAUAUCCCCCAGGCCGUCUGUAUCCCCACCAAGCUGUCCCCCAUUUCCAUGCUCUACCAGGACAAUGACGACAACGUCAUUCUACGUCAUUAUGAAAACAUGGUAGUGGAUGAAUGUGGCUGUGGAUAGCUGUCAAAAAUAGGAACAGGGUGUUUAUAAAGUAAAUCUUUAAAUAAUAAAUCUUUUUAUA